Fusarium verticillioides 7600 is the source of this 1785-nucleotide messenger RNA. RefSeq lists its product as hypothetical. The record is from RefSeq and is a predicted model, not a curated record. The coding region runs from base 1 to 1785 and encodes 594 amino acids. Lineage: Eukaryota; Fungi; Ascomycota; Sordariomycetes; Hypocreales; Nectriaceae. The transcript has 2 exons.
AUGUCUUCGUUCAGAUACAAACCUUUAUCGACACCGCGAUCCAUUCGCUUGCUAUCGAUCGCUGAAGCAGUUAACAGCGGCAGCGGUGUUUUGACAUGCUAUCUGACAGAGGUCUCUCUCAACUCUCCCAUCCUCAAUUAUCGCGCCCUCUCAUACACAUGGGGGGACCCCGAACGAACUACCCGUAUAAUUGUCAAUGGGGAAUGGCUAGUUGUGAGGCUCAAUAUUGAGGAUUGCUUACGCCACCUGCGACUGAAUCUAUACUGCUGCAAUCGGCUGUGCAUCUGUCAGCAGGAGUCUCAGAUCCCAGUCCCUCUCGACCAUCGAUUCACUUUUCCAACACUAUUGUGGGUUGAUGCUAUUUGCAUCAAUCAAGAUGACCUUGAUGAACGAGCGCAGCAAGUAGCUCUCAUGCAGCAGAUUUACUGUCGCGCAUCGUCAGUCCUGGUAUGGCUUGGAAGGGCUACUGAGCAGACGGUUCCUGCAUUUCGUCUUCUUCUUGGACUGGCAGACAUUUCCCAAUCGAAUGCAGAAGAUCAAAAGUCUUACAUCGCCCACGUCAUCAAAGAUGAAUAUUUUAAAGGUCAUUGGAAAGCACUAGGCGAGCUUUUUCAACGGGAAUGGUGGCACCGCGUCUGGACCAUUCAAGAGGUUGUUCUGGGUUCAAAUAUCCUUCUGAUCUGCGGCCCAUUCGCGGUAGAAUGGGACCAGAUAAAACAGGCUAUUUCUGUUGUUCAGCAAUGCCAUAGUUGUAUGAAUGAGCUGAUAGAAGCUACAGCUUUCUCUACAACGUAUCGUUAUCUCUUUUCAUUCCGAGUUGACGCCUUUAGGAUGAGCAUGGUUGAAUCCCUGAAGGCCUACACAAGUCAAAAGAAGGACACCGGGUCCUCACAACGGCCCUCUUUGGGUGGAUGUUUAGCAAUUCUGUUAGACAUCACAAGAGACUACGACGCAACGGAUCCUAGAGACAAAGUAUAUGCUGUCAUUGGGUUGUUGGAAAAAAUUGGAUUUCAAUCACCUCUGACGGUCAGUUACCGCAUUUCUGUUGAGGAUCUUUAUACCCAUGUGGCAAAGAUUAUACAGAGGGACAGUAAGACGAUGGAUGUCAUGAGCUACGUGGAUGUUGAGCCCUUAACCCGCCAAGGGACACCCUCUAGCCUACCGUCAUGGGUCCCCAACUGGACUGCACCUUCGAGCUACAUGUCAAUAUGUGGAGAAUCUCGUGAUACAAAGCCAAGGUUCAGCUUCACUGGAGACUCCAAGGCUCUUUGCCGAUCCCCGUCGAACGAGAACACAAUUUUUCUUAAGGGUUUUAUAUUCGACACCAUAAACAAGAUAGAGUCGCGUUACGUCGAUGUACAGCCUGGUCUAAAGCUAGAGGGUGUAAAGCGGUAUGGCUAUAGGAUAAGUUGGAAACCACCAAAGGCCAGCGAUAGGUUCGAAUAUCAUGAUUACUGGCUUGCUUGGCUUGGCUUUCAAUCAGACUUUCCUAGUCCUGAGACCGAAAUCCCGCGACGAAGUGGAAAGAAGAUCCGACAUAUAGAUGUCAAAGCCUUUAAAACACAAAUCUCAGGUGUCGUAGGAAGCACAGACGUAUCAAUGAAGGUCGGAGAUAAAAUAUGUGGUCUGCUGGGCGCCAAGGUUCCCUAUAUCCUGCGACCAUGUGGUAACUCGUGGGUAUUUGUUGGUCCCUGCUACCUGCUUGAUCCCGAUGUUAUGAACGGUCUGUUGAUGAAAGAGUUGGAUGCCGGAAAGUUUACGCUUCGAGAUUUCAUCAUUGAAUGA